Nicotiana attenuata is the source of this 513-nucleotide messenger RNA. RefSeq lists its product as uncharacterized. The transcript has a single exon. NCBI's taxonomy places the organism in Eukaryota, Viridiplantae, Streptophyta, Magnoliopsida, Solanales, Solanaceae. The record is from RefSeq and is a predicted model, not a curated record. Bases 1 to 513 code for a protein of 170 amino acids.
AUGAACAUAGUGCAAUUGAGUUUUGCUGAUGACUUAUUACUGUUCUGUCGAGGUGAUGCUAUAUCUGUUCAGCUACUAUUUCAGUAUUUUCAACAGUUGUCAAAGGCUUCAGGGUUAGUGGCAAAUGCUGAUAUAAACUCCAUAUUCUUUGGUGGAGUGAAUGAUGAUCAACAACAGGAGAUCUUACAAGCUCUAGGCUUUGUCAAAGGAACAUUACCAGUUAGGUACUUGGGAGUACCUCUUAGCUCUAAGAGGUUGUCAUUGGUGCAGUGUCAGCCUCUGCUUGAAAAGAUGCUAGGGAGAAUCCAAUCAUGGACAUCAAAGUUCCUGUCCUAUGCAGGAAGAAUUCAGCUAAUCAAGAGUAUGCUAUUCUCUAUUCAAGUAUUCUGGUCUCAGGUGUUUGUGCUGCCAAAGAAACUGAUCCAACUCAUUGAAAGAGUGUCGAACAUUCCUAUGGACAGGGGGUGUAGAAGUAUCAAGGAGAGCUCUACUGUCAUGGGACAGCUUGUGUAA